Loxodonta africana (African savanna elephant) is the source of this 1348-nucleotide messenger RNA. RefSeq names its product spermatogenesis associated 25 (gene SPATA25). Gene Ontology annotation, biological process: spermatogenesis. The record is from RefSeq and is a predicted model, not a curated record. NCBI's taxonomy places the organism in Eukaryota, Metazoa, Chordata, Mammalia, Proboscidea, Elephantidae. The transcript is spliced from 2 exons. Bases 8 to 697 code for a protein of 229 amino acids.
GCUGGCCAUGUCCUACUUCAGGUCUCCACAAACUCAUCUGGGUUUUCUGCCUUCUGGCCAAGGUGGGGCUGCUUCUCCGGGCUCCUCCCUUGGCCUCUACAGCCCUGCAGAGCCAGUGGUGGUGGCCCCUGGUGGGCGGGGCCCACUGAGCCAGAAAGCUGAGCAGCUGACAUCUGCUGCCCAGGCCUGGGGCCCAGCCCUAGCCAUGCAGGAAGCCAGGGGCUGCCCUGAAGGGGCUGGCUGGGAGCCACUGCGGAGGCGGAAGGAGUACAGCCCAUACUGCCACAGAUUCCCCCCCAUGAGGCAGCCGGAGAGCUUGGGCUGGGAGGAUGGCUGUUCCAGAGGCCGAGUGCCCCAGGUGGGUGGCCCCGGCCGGCCCAGGUCCCUGCUGCUGUGCGGGGUGUCACCAGGGGUUCUGCAGGUGCCCUCUGAGACAGGAGGGCAAGAGGCCAGCUCGCAGCCUGACAUCUGCAUCCUAACCUUGGCCAUGAUGAUCGCUGGCAUCCCCACCGUGCCUGUCCCAGGCCUGCGGGAAGAGGACCUGAUCCGGGCAGCUCAAGCUUUCAUGAUGGCCCAUCCAGAGCCAGAGGGAGCUGUGGAAGGCAUGCGGUGGGAGCAGGCACCCGCCCACACGGCCUCUGGGCAGAUGCCCCUAGUGAGACCCAGGAGGGGCCCGCCUCCUGGCUCCUGCUUGUAGCUGGAUGAAAUAGCACCAGACACAUAGGGUGGCUUUUCCAUAUGGUUUUUGGCGGUGCCUAUGGCAGGGAUGGGGACAGGGUGGUUGUUUGAGCCACUUGACCAACACCAGUCCUUCAUGAGGGCCCAGACCCCAGGAACUUUCUGCAGAUACUGCUAGGCCAGGAGAUGGGUCUUGUCAGAGUAGUUACAAGUAAAAUUACCUGUGGUAUAGGAGGCCUUGCUUGGAGAGUGGAGGCUUUUAUAUCAUUUGGGAGACUCAAUCAAAAUGUCUUAUACAACGUCCUGAGCUAGGCAAUGUAAAUUUCCCUUUAGCUUUAAAUUUUCCAGCCUGUUGAGGGCAGAUGGUGGGACCACAGGUAAGGAAGGGAAAUGAGCACUUAAUUGAGUACCCACUGGGCAUCAGGCCCAGUACAUGCCCACUGUCCUUUGAACCUAAUAACCCUGUGGGGAUCCCCAUUUUUACAGAUGAACAAAUUGAGGCUUAGAGUGACUUGCCUGAGAUCAGUUAGCUAGUAAAAGGCUGAACCAAAAGUCAGGCAGGGGAAGAACCAGGAUUUGCACAUAGUGUCUGACUCCUUAGUCUAUAUUCUUUCCAGGAUAUACCCAGAACAAAAAAACUAAACAACAUAAGAGCUGGAAUGUGCUGCAU